Messenger RNA from Caenorhabditis remanei, 525 nucleotides. RefSeq lists its product as uncharacterized. Gene Ontology annotation, molecular function: protein phosphatase inhibitor activity. Gene Ontology annotation, cellular component: cytoplasm. The record is from RefSeq and is a predicted model, not a curated record. Bases 1 to 525 code for a protein of 174 amino acids. The transcript is spliced from 4 exons. Lineage: Eukaryota; Metazoa; Nematoda; Chromadorea; Rhabditida; Rhabditidae.
AUGCGCAGAGAAGCCGGAGAGUUAGCCGUAAGCAGUGGAGAGAUCGCCACCGGAGCCUUGUCGCCAGAAAAACAGCAAGAGCAAGAGCUGAUGGGCAAAUUGGCGGCUACUGGCAAACUUCCUGCUCGGCCGGCCAGCUCUUUCCUGCAGAAGAAGUUGCAACAGAGGAAGUUCUUCGACUCCGGUGAUUAUGCAAUGGACAAAUCAAAGGCUGGAACUGGACUCGCAUCAAAACCACAUCCACUUGCUGGAGGUCCUCCACCACAAGCUCCCCCACCUGCUGCUGUUCAAAAAAGUCCGGCACCGGCGUCGUCACCAUCUCCAUCCGCUUCUCCGAUCUCUCAACAGACAAGCCGUCCAAGUGCCGAACGAAAUAGUGACGAUGACAAUUUGCAGAUUCCACGUCCAGACACAGUUCCACAGCGAAAAGCGUCGAUAAUCAAUCCAAGUGUGCAUUGCAAGCUUAGCCCAGCACCGCAUGUACAGCAUCACGACGCCGCUUCUCCGACUGCAACAAACGAAUAA